Volvox carteri f. nagariensis is the source of this 375-nucleotide messenger RNA. RefSeq lists its product as uncharacterized. Bases 1 to 375 code for a protein of 124 amino acids. Lineage: Eukaryota; Viridiplantae; Chlorophyta; Chlorophyceae; Chlamydomonadales; Volvocaceae. The transcript is spliced from 4 exons. The record is from RefSeq and is a predicted model, not a curated record.
AUGAGCUUGCCAUGCCCGGCCAGUGGACCCUCGGGUCCAUGCAUCAAUGGCACUGGAUCUUCACAACGGCACGCCAUGGACUUUACGGGCACGGACACCUCAGGACUGCAACAGCAACACAAGCCCCAGCCAGGAACCUCCAUCAUCGAAAUCUCAUCUGAUCGCAGCGAUGAUGAUGAUGGUGCUGUGUUCACAACCGAAAGCUGUCAGCCAGGGUCCCAUCCCCAUCCCUUGCCAGCUACAAACCUACUCCUUACGUUUACACAGUCAACCACCUUGGACGUGGUGAAGCAGUGGGCGACAGAUGUGGGCGGUGGAGAUUGCAACAGCCAUGAUGACAGCAAAGGCCUCAAAGCGCAGCCGUUCUGCACCUGA